AUGGCGGCAUAUGCAUACGGUACCGAGUCGUUACCUGGACGGGUUCCCGGCCAACCCAUAGGCUUCUUGGACGGCUGCGAAUCGCAGUCAACUCAAGAGACUGGCUCUACAUCACUCGGACUUUGCAAAUACGAAAAAAUACGGAGCACAGACGAAGAAGAUCGGAAUCAAAGUCUUGCUCUUAUUCAAAGAAUCUCCGAAAGGCACCUCAUUAAGCAGCAAGAACGAAAUCAACCCCGAUCUAGAGAGUUGCAGCAAUAUCUCGAUGUCCUAAAAGAUGCCAUCCCAAGACUGCCUGGCAACAAUUUAACCCCCGGUCCUGAACUGCCGACGAUUACCUUCAGUCGGCCUCGACUAGCGUAUCCGAUCAUCAUCAAACAGCGAUUAUCCAGAACAUUGUCACCAAAAUUUACACCAACUUACCCCCCGGGCUUACAAAAUUGCGGCAUCGAGAAGAGGGAGUUCUUGAGAUGUAUAGAUAACCUGAACCGAGUAGACGAGCAAUUAAGACCACCAGGAGACCAUGCCAUGGAUAUCAAAGGCUUCGCUAACAUGACGGCUUUCACCAUACCGCGUCCCACGCUGCUUCCAAUGGCGAUAGGCGUGGCGUCAAGCUAUAGAAAGCAUACAACAAGACGCAGCGCAAUGACUGAAAUUCUGCAAAAGGCAAACAAAGAGCUGUUCCGUCCAAGAGGCCUAGUUUGCGUUCUUGUCACGUGCAGACGGACAGAGCCGAAGGAGCCUGAGAAGACACAGGAGACAGGAGGUACAGCAGUAUCAACAGACAUCCUUGAUCGAACCCGGGAGAAAAGGUUGAAAUUGAGGUCAAGGGUAGUGGGGAGAUUGAGGGAUUUCAGAUGGUCCGAACUUUCGCAAUUCGAAUUCUACGACGAGCACAACUCUCAUCCGGAUCUAGACAGCCAUCGUCUGCCUGCGAGACACUCAUAUCGAUCAAGACGGAGAAGAAGUCCGAGCAUCGAACGCGAGCACAAAACAGGACUUGGGCAAGUGAUACAAGAGAAGUGCGAAAACGGAAACAUCGGGGAGGGCCGACAGGGACAGUCCACAUUGAAAUGCGGAGUAUCGACGCAUCCAGGAAGGACGAGGCAUGAAUUAUUUUCUCUGAGUGGCAAUAAAGCUACUAAUUGGGAUUUUGUUUUCAACCAAUCUUCAAGCCUUGGAUUUGUACCAGGAAAGGUUGAAGUCGAAAGCCUCACUGCCGAUUUCUUUACCGCCGAAAUAGAUGAGGAUACAACUCGCGAGGAGGCACAGCAAACGGAUGUGAAGCCAGAGCACACCAGUACUGUCUUGAAGCAUCGAAUUCAUAGCCAGGGAAAGACUUUGAGUUCAGACGCACUUUAUCUCAUGAUACUCAAUUCCCCCGAGGAAGCCCAAGAUGCGAAUUAG
This is a messenger RNA of Colletotrichum costaricense, 1407 nucleotides long. RefSeq lists its product as uncharacterized. The record is from RefSeq and is a predicted model, not a curated record. Bases 1 to 1407 code for a protein of 468 amino acids. Lineage: Eukaryota; Fungi; Ascomycota; Sordariomycetes; Glomerellales; Glomerellaceae. The transcript is spliced from 2 exons.